Messenger RNA from Coccinella septempunctata (seven-spotted ladybird), 1236 nucleotides. Its product is annotated as ADP,ATP carrier protein 1-like. The transcript has a single exon. Gene Ontology annotation, cellular component: mitochondrial inner membrane. Bases 173 to 1069 code for a protein of 298 amino acids. Gene Ontology annotation, biological process: mitochondrial ADP transmembrane transport; mitochondrial ATP transmembrane transport. The record is from RefSeq and is a predicted model, not a curated record. NCBI's taxonomy places the organism in Eukaryota, Metazoa, Arthropoda, Insecta, Coleoptera, Coccinellidae. Gene Ontology annotation, molecular function: ATP:ADP antiporter activity.
GUCAUAAUCAGUGGUUUGCGCUGGACACCCCUCGAUACGCGCACAGAUUAGGCACACAGUUCUAUGAGAGUUUCGUCGCGUCCAUUUCGAAUCAAACGUCAAACGCAAUUUCUGUUUUCCCUCGCUGAUAAACUUGUUCAAAACGGCUCAAUUCAAAGAAUUUUUCGCGAAUAUGCCUUCUGAGGCUGGCGGUUUCCUGAAGGACUUCUUGGCGGGUGGAAUAUCGGCCGCAGUGGCCAAAACGGCGGUCGCGCCAAUCGAGAGAGUGAAGUUGAUCCUGCAGGUGCAAGCGGCGUCCCAACAGAUAGCAAGCAGUGCCCAGUACAAAGGGAUGGUUGACGCUUUCGUGAGGAUCCCGAAGGAGCAGGGAUACCUGAGCCUGUGGCGCGGGAACUUGGCGAACGUUCUGAGGUAUUUCCCCACCCAAGCUUUGAACUUCGCGUUCAAGGACGUCUACAAGCAGAUCUUCAUGAGCGGCGUGGACAAGGAGAAACAGUUUUGGAAGUAUUUCGCCGCCAAUUUGGCCUCUGGAGGAGCGGCUGGGGCGACUUCCCUGUGCUUCGUUUACCCCCUGGAUUUCGCUAGGACUCGAUUGGGAGCCGACGUUGGAAAGACCUCCGGCGACAGGCAGUACAGGGGACUGGUGGACUGCAUCACGAAAACGUUCAAAUCGGACGGACCGAUCGGAUUGUACAGAGGCUUCGUGGUGUCGGUGCAAGGUAUCGUGAUAUACAGGGCCGCCUAUUUCGGAAUGUUCGACACGUUCAAGGGGAUGCUUCCGAAUCCGAAGAACACCCCUUUCAUCGUCUCCUUCCUGAUAGCGGAAGCUGUGACCACGACGGCCGGUAUCAUCUCGUAUCCUUUUGACACCGUCCGGAGACGUAUGAUGAUGCAGUCCGGCAGGAAGAAGGCGGAUAUCAUGUAUAAGAACACGUUGGACUGCUGGAUGAAGAUCUCGAAGAACGAGGGGCCGGGUGCCUUCUUCAAGGGGGCGUUCUCGAAUAUACUGAGAGGAACCGGAGGUGCCUUGGUGUUGGUGUUUUACGACGAGCUGAAGAAAUUGUUUUGAAUGUAUCCCGAGUGUUCAAGGUUCUUUUGUAUAUUGUUAAUUUUCUUAUUAUCAACCUCAUUCUACUCGUAUUCUUAAGUAUAGUCAUGUUUUGUUAGAGAAGUAUAACAGUAACAGUUUUUGCAGAGUUGUAAUGGUUUAUUUACAUAUUAAAUAGUUUCAGAGUU